This is a messenger RNA of Penicillium maclennaniae, 2454 nucleotides long. RefSeq lists its product as uncharacterized. Gene Ontology annotation, biological process: regulation of DNA-templated transcription; DNA-templated transcription. Bases 1 to 2454 code for a protein of 817 amino acids. The record is from RefSeq and is a predicted model, not a curated record. NCBI's taxonomy places the organism in Eukaryota, Fungi, Ascomycota, Eurotiomycetes, Eurotiales, Aspergillaceae. The transcript has 2 exons. Gene Ontology annotation, molecular function: DNA-binding transcription factor activity, RNA polymerase II-specific; zinc ion binding; DNA binding.
AUGUCAUUGUCCGCAAGUCUGGGGGGAACUGAAGCCAUCGCGGGCGCCUCGGCCUCGGGUGCCGAAAAAAGCGCGAGCUUAGCCAGGGAAGCGGCCGCCAUCAAACCGCGUAGCUGUGUCGUAUGUCGGACCCGCAAGGUCCGCUGUGAUAAACAGUCCCCGUGUUCAAAUUGCCGUCGCGCGAACAUCGCCUGCAUCGUUCCCUCGAAAGACCAUCAUCCGAGAUGGGCCCGUCGCCUCGAGCGUCCUGCAACCGGGGAGGUUAUGGAAAGACUUCGAGACCUCGAGAAUUUAGUCAAAGACCUAAGUGGUCAACUGGAGCAGGCAAACGCAGCGGCUAGAUCUACGGCUGGCAGCUCAUCUGGCGUUGGCUCUCCUGAGAAUUCGAUGCAUGAUGUGGGCUAUUCGCUGAGCGCCAGCAGCGCACAGAAGCUUGGUAGACUAGUAACUCAUGACGCCGAAAGGAGUCGCUUUGUCGGCAACAGCUUCUGGUCACGGGUGAACGAUGAACUGGAGGAUCUAAAAAUGGACGCUGCUGCUCAAGACUCGGAUAUGUCCGAUGAAUCAGUCUCUUGUGAUGCUAUGCACUGGACUCGAGAAAUCGAUCGCACACCAUCCGAACGCCAUGCAUUCAUUUUCAAACAUAAUCCGGCUGACUCCUUCCUGAAUACCACUACUCCGGAUCUCCGCGAGUUCCACCCUUUGCCGUCACAGAUACCCUUUCUGUUAGACGUGUACGCCGAGAACUUCAAUAUCAUUGGCCAGGUCGUCCAUAUGCCCACGAUCACAAAGAUGGUACGGGACUUGCGUGGCGAUGUAACCAAGCUCACACCGGCGAAUGAAGCCUUGAUGUUUUCUAUAUACUACGCCGCUAUCACCUCGAUGGAAGAAGACGACGUCAAUAUUAACUUCGGAUCGACAAAAGCAGAAUUGAACCUCAAAUAUCGUCUUGGUGUAGAGCAUGCCCUUGCCAAGGCUGAUUUCUUGAAUGUUCCUGAUCUCGUUCUGAUCCAGGCAUUCACUAUCUUCAUAAGCCUGCUCCGCCGGCACGACAGUCCACGCUUUGUCUGGAUGAUGGCGGGCUUGGCCAUCCGAAUGGCUCUCGCUCUAGGUCUUCACCGCGACGGUACCAACUUCGACCACUUGACCCCCUUUGAGAUUGAAAUGCGGCGCCGGGUUUGGUGGGUCAUAUGCGCUCUUGACGUAAGGGCAUCCGAAGAUCAAGGGACAGAAUUUACAAUUAGUACCGGAAGCUUUGACACUAAGAUCCCCCUCAAUCUCAAUGAUGGAGACAUUAAUCCCGACGCGAAAGAAAUGCCACAAGAACGUGAAGGCUUGACUGAUAUGUCUUUUGCCCGAGUCACAUACAAAAUGACAGAAGUUGCAAGGCAGAUCAUGGCACAUGGGUUACGAAAACCCAGCCUGGAAGAACAGAGUCAACUGUUGCAGGAAAUCUAUCGCACUUUGGAACAAAAUUACUUGCAGUACUCGACAGAGUCAAAUAUCAUGUAUUGGGUCGCGGUGACGAUUGCACGUCUCGUCAUGGCAAAGACAACUUUAUUUAUCUACCUUCCUGUGUUGUACGGUUCACGUCAUGAUGCUCUAUCGGAAGAGCUGAGAACGAAACUGCUCAUUGCGGCAAUCGAAGUGGCCGAGUACAACCAUGCCUUGAAUGCCAAGCAAGCAUGCAGACACUGGCGUUGGGUUUACCAGACCUACACGCACUGGCAUGCCGUCGUUUACAUUUUGAUUGAAAUCUCCCGUCGACCGUGGUCGCCCCUCGUUGAAAGGGCUUGGGUGGCGUUGCACAGCGUUUGGCUGAUUCCGAGCCAAUCGCACAUGAGCAAGCAGAUGAGAAUUUGGUUCCCUCUGAAAAAGCUUAUGUCUAAGGCGAAGAAACACAUGCAGACCGAGCUGGACAGGUUACGCAGUGACCCAGACGCUGUUGCGCAGUUGGAAUCUGAAUAUCGCACAGUGGGUCUGCCAUCCAGCCCCUUAGUACCGACGCGCUUUGGAUCAGCUGCAGCUGGUUCGGCGUCGGCAAAAUUAGCUCUGGAUAGAUGGCGACAGCUUGUGAAUGCGCCAUCAACGACCAUGAGUCAGAUGUCUGGAUUUAACGAACGAGCCAGUCCAUACUGUUCUGUUCCUGCUCCGAUUACAGGGUCAAGUGGUGCUGAUACGGGCUCACUAACUGCUUUUGAUCCUGCCUCGAUCGAUACGGGGACUCUACCAGAUCAACAACUGCUAAGUGCGAACCUCACAAAUUUUGCACCAUCAAAUGUACCUAGUCCGGCGGGAUCUCAAGGCAAUCUUGAGUGGCUCUGGUCGGACAAUAUGUUUACGAACGCCACUGAAGGAAUGACUGACUUCAAUAUGGAUUUUGAUGCUGACGUUGAUUGGUACAAUUGGGUCGAGGCAGCUAAGGGCACAGAAGUCAGUGAGCCUGGUAUCUGA